Molecule: messenger RNA, 681 nt
Organism: Nannospalax galili (Upper Galilee mountains blind mole rat)
Lineage: Eukaryota; Metazoa; Chordata; Mammalia; Rodentia; Spalacidae
Product: olfactory receptor 4K3-like
Exons: 1
Coding region: 1-681 (226 amino acids)
Biological process (GO): G protein-coupled receptor signaling pathway
Cellular component (GO): membrane
Molecular function (GO): olfactory receptor activity; G protein-coupled receptor activity
Source: RefSeq, a predicted model, not a curated record
AUGAAGGAAGUUAAUCAGUCUGCAGUGCCAGAAUUUGUGCUUCUGGGACUUGGCCACUCACAGGAUGCUCAGGUCUUACUGUUCAUGCUAUUUCUGGUUGUUUAUGUCACCACUAUAAUUGGAAAUAUGGUCAUCAUGAUUUUAGUCCUCACUGACUCCCAUCUCCACUCCCCCAUGUACUUCUUCUUAGCCAACCUGUCCUUUGUUGAUAUGUGGCUUUCCUCAGUCACCACUCCUAAGAUGAUCAAAGACUUUCUCACAGAGAACAAAGACAUUUCCUUCGAAGGCUGCAUGUGCCAGAUUCUCUUCGUGCAUUUUGUUGGAGGGGGAGAGAUGGUGCUUCUGGUGGUCAUGGCCUAUGACUGCUAUGUAGCCAUUUGCAAGCCACUCCACUACUCUACAAUUAUGGGCCUUCAAAGGUGCACUGGCCUGGGGGUAACUUCCUGGGUAGUUGGCUUUGUGCAUUCUAUAGUUCAACUUGUACCAAAUAUGCAACUUCCUUUCUUUGGCCCCAGGGAAAUAGACAAUUUCUUCUGUGACAUACCACUGAUAAUCAAACUUGCCUGCCUAGAUACCUAUUGUUUGGAGGUUUUGGUAAAUAUCGACAGUGGAGCUAUUACUGUAACUUGCUUUGUUCUGUUACUGAUACAUAUAUAUGAUUCACAUCGUCAAACUUUUUAA